Messenger RNA from Glycine soja, 1008 nucleotides. RefSeq lists its product as uncharacterized. Bases 122 to 730 code for a protein of 202 amino acids. The record is from RefSeq and is a predicted model, not a curated record. The transcript has 3 exons. NCBI's taxonomy places the organism in Eukaryota, Viridiplantae, Streptophyta, Magnoliopsida, Fabales, Fabaceae.
AUCUAGACCCCACUCAAUAAAUACUCCUUCCCUUCUUUCUUCAAUUCAACAUAAAAAUCACAACACACCAACUUCUCCAUCGUCUUCGUUGGCUCAUUCGAUUCCUUAGCUUCACAUCUCCAUGGCGCUGCACCGGUUACUGAAGAGGAAAGGAGGCGUCGAUGAACUUAACGACGAUUUCCCUCUCGCUUCUCCGGCAACCAAGAUUCGCCGUCUCGACGCUGAGUUGCCGCCAAUUUUGGAAGAGGACGAACCGUUACCUAACGAGGAGAGAGCUCUCGUUCUCUUCAAGCCUCUCGUCCAUUCCCCUUCCUCUUUCUCUCUCACUCUCGAUUCUGACCUUAUGAAAGGAAUUAGGAACAAUCAAUAUCUGUGGUCCAAACAAUGUGAGCGCGUGACAGAGUUAGAAUCACGUGAGGAGGAAAAUGAUGAUGAAUUGGCUCUUGUGCCUUGGGUACCUUCACCUUCUUACCAGUUCUCCGCUGUUGAUGAUUCUCUCAACACAAAUGUCGAGUUGAUGGAAGCUGAUGAAAUGGGAGAAGGAGAAGGUGUGGGAUCCAUGAUGAUGGAUAUUGAACAAGAAGAUGACACUGACACUGACGCUAAAACUUCAACAUCAAGCAUUCACUACCCAACGACACACGGUGGAAUAACAGAGGGGUUCCAGCAACACUGCUUGUUACCAAAGCUUCCUCACAACACCUCAACUCCCAUUACAUGGACCCGCUGAAAUUUGUUUUGUUUUUUAUUUUGAUAGUAUAUACCACUAUUUUCUUUGCUGUUAAGCAAGGUUUUCUCCUAUUUGGGAUAAAGGGGUACUAGACUAGAACCUAGUGGACCAAACUAGUAUUUAGCUUGCUUUUGCGGUAUGGGAAUCUCUCCUUGGAAGAGGCCAUCCAAGUGCAACGAAGAAAAGAAAUUAAUGUAUAUAAUGUCUUGUUGUCGCCAUCUUUGAAUUGCUGCAAAGGAAUGAUCUGGAUAAGAAAAGCCAAUUUAUUACUACAGUAA